ACUAAAAGGAGCCCCCUGUUUUGCCCUCUAUAUAUUUAUCCCAUCCCUUUGCUCUAAUCUCUUGUAUGCUAUAAUUUCUUUCUAAGUCUUUUUGAAUUCUAAGGUUUUUUGAGAGACGCAAAGAUACCGAGCUUAGCAAAAUUUCUAAUGGCGGUUGCGGUUGAAGAGGGAACAAAGAAAACAACGGUAGCUGAGGCUCCUAAAGACGUGCCUGAGGAGAAGGCAGUGAACCCAACUGUUGAAGAGAAGGCUGAUGGCUCCAAGGCUCUUGUUGUUGUUGAGAAGGUUGCAGAACUUCCAGCAGAGAAGAAAUCAUCUGCUUCAGCUGAUAGAGAUGCUAUCCUUGCAAGGGUUGAAAAUGAAAAGAGAAUGUCUUUGAUCAAGGCAUGGGAAGAAAAUGAAAAGGCCAAAGCUGAGAACAAGGCAAUUAAGAACAAGUCAUCCACUACCGCGUGGGAAAACUCGAAGAAGGCAUCCAUUGAAGCUGAUUUGAGGAAGGCUGAGGAAAAGCUAGAGAAGAAGAAGGCCGAGUACGCUGAGAAGAAGAAGAACAGGCUUGCAUUGCUCCACAAGGCAGCAGAAGACAAGAGAGCCAUGAUCGAAGCAAAACGGGGUGAAGACGUCCUCAAAGCCGAGGAAACGGCUGCAAAAUUCCGGGCAACCGGACUUGCACCGACAAAGAUCUUCGGCUGCUUUGGUCCUUGAAAUUGUUUGAAGAUCAAUUAACUUUGAGGGAGGAUUUUUUUUAUUAGUUGGUUUUGUUUUGUUUUGUUCUGUUCUGUUCAGGUGUUGGAUUGGAAUUUGUUGUUCUUGUAUAUAUCCAUGUUAACUUACAAGGACAAAAGGGUUUGGUGAUGUAUAAUUUUAUGUUUUUUUUUCCCCUUUUUUGUUUGGUGAUAUGAAAGACGUUGGUUAUUGUAUUAAUUUCAGUAAGGCAUUUAAUUGUUCUUUAGCAUGA
Molecule: messenger RNA, 958 nt
Organism: Asparagus officinalis (garden asparagus)
Lineage: Eukaryota; Viridiplantae; Streptophyta; Magnoliopsida; Asparagales; Asparagaceae
Product: remorin-like
Exons: 5
Coding region: 148-705 (185 amino acids)
Source: RefSeq, a predicted model, not a curated record